Messenger RNA from Trichoderma asperellum CBS 433.97, 1812 nucleotides. RefSeq lists its product as uncharacterized. NCBI's taxonomy places the organism in Eukaryota, Fungi, Ascomycota, Sordariomycetes, Hypocreales, Hypocreaceae. The record is from RefSeq and is a predicted model, not a curated record.
AUGUCAUACAAAUCAUUACUCUUCUUUACUCUCUUCUACACAUUGUUUUCCCAUGUUGCGUCUUCGGCUCUCGUUGUGAGGAACCUGCCUGGAAGGUCUUCUGAUGAGACCAUCUAUGAGGUUCGGAGACGGCUUGCCAGCGUAAAGAGAAAUGGCACAAACGUCUUGUUUGACAAUUCGACUUCUUUUGCUCUCGGUCUCGAUGGCGUGACAAUUUUCAAAUACCCAUUUGACGACUCUUCAAGCGAUGCAACCAUCUCCAUCACAUGCACAAAAUGCUACUUCACCGGCCAAGCUAGCGCAAAGGUCACAACCAAAGGCUCAGUCAACGUCACCUCGACCAUAGACCAGGUAGAGGACAGCUUCAAAAACAUACUGAACAACAUCGAAGUCUAUGCUAAGAACGCCACGGACACCUUCGUGGAUGAUAUAAAAAAUGGCACCAGUAUUAUGACAGCACUUGAUGAUAUUGAAGAGCUUCCUCCCCCAGAGAUCGACUUCAAUCUCGACUUGAAACUCCCAGAGUACCAUGUGGACGUCAAUCUCACAGACGUGGAAAUAUACAUGGAGAUUGACACCGUCAUAGCAGACGGCAUAACGUACACGUUCAACAUCUACCAGUCUAAAACGCUGGCCGGUGUAGCGCUUGGCAACGGGCUGCUGCUAGGUGCCGUCUUCUCAGUCGAUCUCAUCUUCAGUGUAAACGCCCAGAUCGAUAUCCAGAGCGGAUUCCACAUUCACUUUGACAAUGUUCGAACUCAGAUCGAGCUGUUUGGUAAAGAGGCCUCGGGGCUAGACUUCGAUGGCGGCAAGUUUGCAUUCCUCCCCGUCACAAUCCAAAGCGGCGACGUCGUCCUCGAAGCAGUCCUUCGCCUCGAAGCCCGCAUCGGCAUCACCCUGCACGAUUUCUCCCCGGUCAAGCAGCUCGACGUCGGCGCAGGCGUAGAAGCCCGCAUCUACGCCAACAUUGCCGAAUUCGUCACGAACAUCACGUUGGGCGAGGUUGACUCCCUCAAGAAGAGAGACGAUGGCGGCGGCGACGACAACUGCCGCUUGAGCAUCGCUCAGGCCUAUACCUUUGGCAUCGGUGCCGGCGCAGGUGCCUCGGUCGUGCUCUUGGGCAACACAUGGGGCCCUACUCCAGAAACCGAGAUUCCCAUCUUCUAUACCACCUUGGCGCAGGCUUGUGCGGUGACCAGCAAAUCCGGCGCAGGCACAAUCUCUGCCACGACGGCUGCCCCAUCUAGUACCAAGGCUCUUGCCAAGCGUUCGGUGACAAGCACAGUCACCACGGAGACUCAGAUCGCAACCGUCUGCGCCUCUCCAGGUCUGAUCAACUGCCCUGCCUCUUUGCAAAGCUUGACCAAGAACAUUGUAACAAAGACGCUCACGUCGACCAUUGCAUCUGGCGCAUCUGCUGCUUGGUCUACUGGUCCAACAUCCACGUUCAAAAAGGUCGAUUUCCCGGCCGAUGCCGUGACAAUGACGAGCUCAUCUGGAAAGCCAAAGUCGUACACUCCCCCUCCACCACCACCAACUACCACUACCUCAUCAUUAUCACCAAGCGGUUCAGCCGCAUCAUCAGAGGAAAAAUCCGGAAAGCACCGCGUAAGCAACGCCGUCAUUAUUGGCGUCAGCGUCGGUCUCGGCGUGCCUGUCCUACUUGCAGUCAUUGCAGCAAUCAUCUACUUCGUUCGUCGAAACCGCAAGUUGUCACCCACAUUACAACCUGCAUCUACCGAUGCCGUAAUGACCAAGACCCAACCAGUCGUAACCACUUACACAGCAGUCCACCCAGAGGACGAUCUAUAA